AUGCUGAUUACGGGUGGAUGUGGAUACUUUGGAUACCGAUUGGCGUCUGUCCUCCAAGAAAAGGGGGCCAGGGUUACUCUUCUUGACACAACUCCUCCCCUGCAAGAACUGCCAAACAAUGUUACAUUUGUGCAAGGCAGGGAGCAGCUUAACAAGAAAAUAAUUGAAGCAGUGAACAUUCAAGGAACACAAAAUGUCCUAAAGGCUUGCUCAACGCAUGGGGUGUCCAGACUGCAACAUCACACAGUGGAGAACUUCACAUGUGGCAGUAAAGUGUACACUGCAGCUCCAGUGCGCCCGGUGAACUGUAACCGGGCUGUGCCCGCGGAUUUUUGUGCGCCUCGAGGAGACGCAGUGUACGGUGAAGAGGGCAGCUGUACCCAAACAGAAGUGGCCUUGCCGUGUUACAUCGGUGAGAAACAGCGGAGGUACUCUCUGGAAGUGCUGGGCCACAGGUAUAGCACUGGCUCCUCUUAUGACGGCGUCUCUCUCAACAAACCCGUGGUCGUGUCCAGCAACAGGUGCAACAGCGUCUGCCUUACGAGCAACCACGACUGCAAGUACAAUGCCACCAGCCCGCGUUCCAGUCUGGCGUCAUCCUUGUCUUCUCAAGAGCAAAGCAAGCACGCCAGUCCCAGGUCAAGCAUCAGCAGUCCCCGCACCAGUCUUGUGGUCCCGAGCCAGGAUAGGUACUCGAGUCCCAGGUCCAGUCUGGUUCACUGCGAGGGGAACUGCAUCAUUAGUCCUAGGUCCAGCUAUGCAAGCAGCGCCAGCGAUACGAGUAAACAGUCUAGCCCACGGGCCAGUGUAAACAGCUGUGACUGUUGCAGUAAGCCCAGCAGUAAUCGCACAAGUGGGAUAAGUAUGGGCUACGACCAGAGGCAUACAAGCCCCCGGUCCAGCACAGCUAGCCAGUAUUCCUUCACCACCAGCCCCAGAUCCAGCUACUCAGACUCUCGCUAUGGGCCCGUGCUCAGCCACGACUUGGACGGUGGCAUUCUACACGCGCCGCCACUGGCCAGCCCCAGGUCCAGCAUUUGUAGUCAGGAUGGGACACGGCCAGGACCCACUGUUAACUGUGUCGCUAGUCCCCGCUCCAGUAUAUCCAGUCACAGCUCCAGGAGCUCUCGCAGCUCCAGGGGGUCAAUGAGCACCUACCCGGACCUACAAAUGCCCUCGCCCCGUGCAUCAAUGCUGGGCACCAGUUUACAUGAGGACACUCUUCUACAGGAAUAUGGGGAAUCAAGUGGCGUUCAGAACCGGGGGUCUCAUCUACAGGGACUGUUACCUGUUGUAGAUGGGCAGCAGCUGUCCUGUGGCCCUGGUGACACGAAUUUACCGACACCAGUUGGUUACCCCUCGAAGUCCACCUGUCAAAGGGUGAAACUGCCUUAUCAGGUGACCCCCAGUAGGGAAAAUGGGCCCAGUCAGGCCGAGAAGCGACUAGAGGCGCUCACGCUGGAGCUGGAGAAGGAGUUGGAAAUGCACAUAAAAAAGGAAUAUUUUGGAAUCUGUGUUAAAUGUGGUAAAGGUGUUUAUGGAGCAAGUCAAGCUUGCCAGGCUAUGGGCAAUUUGUACCACACAAACUGCUUUACCUGCUGCUCUUGUGGAAGGCGCCUGCGAGGUAAAGCUUUUUACAAUGUCAAUGGGAAGGUCUACUGUGAGGAAGAUUUUCUCUACUCUGGGUUCCAACAGACAGCCGAUAAGUGCUUUGUAUGUGGUCACCUCAUCAUGGAAAUGAUCCUUCAAGCUUUGGGCAAGUCCUACCAUCCCGGCUGUUUUCGCUGUGUUGUGUGUAAAGAAGGCUUAGAUGGUGUCCCGUUCACUGUAGAUUUGGAGAACAACAUAUACUGUGUCAAAGACUACCACACGGUUUUUGCACCCAAGUGUGCCUCCUGCAAGCUGCCUAUUCUUCCAGCCAAGGGCUCAGAAGAGACUAUUCGGGUGGUGUCUAUGGACAGGGACUACCAUGUGGAGUGUUAUCACUGUGAGGACUGUGGAUUGCCUCUGAACGAUGAGGAGGGCCACCGCUGUUAUCCUCUGGACGGCCACCUCCUGUGCCACAGCUGUCACAUCCAGAAGCUGCAGUCCAAGGUUCCAGGCUCUCCACCCAGCUAUCCUCUCCAUGUCACAGAACUGUGA
Molecule: messenger RNA, 2142 nt
Organism: Knipowitschia caucasica
Lineage: Eukaryota; Metazoa; Chordata; Actinopteri; Gobiiformes; Gobiidae
Source: the annotation of a GenBank genome assembly